This is a messenger RNA of Armigeres subalbatus, 3339 nucleotides long. RefSeq names its product bumetanide-sensitive sodium-(potassium)-chloride cotransporter-like. Gene Ontology annotation, cellular component: membrane. The record is from RefSeq and is a predicted model, not a curated record. Gene Ontology annotation, molecular function: sodium:potassium:chloride symporter activity. Lineage: Eukaryota; Metazoa; Arthropoda; Insecta; Diptera; Culicidae. Gene Ontology annotation, biological process: sodium ion homeostasis; chloride transmembrane transport; potassium ion homeostasis. The transcript is spliced from 9 exons. Bases 174 to 3224 code for a protein of 1016 amino acids.
UUCUGUCGUCUUAUAACGCUUGUUUGGUGUUCUGUUGAACACCGGCUACGGUGUGUUUCCGGGUCGUUACAUAUCGGAUAUGAUCAUAAAUUGUUCUGUGCUAGAAAAAAAAAUACCAUUUGUGGCGGUGCUCAGUGACCGGAUUCAACCAAACUCGAUCAUAGCGAUCAAACAUGGAGCAAAAUCGAUUCAAAGUGCAAACUGUUAUACAAAUUAAAAAUGGCACAGAACCAACGGCCAAGUUCCGGCGCAUAGAUGACGAAGUGAGGGUGAAUGUGCCAGAUCUGAAAAACCGCAACAGGGUGGCUCCGGCACCCGAGUCGGCCGAUGCUCGCCGCGUCAGUAUCAUGGGAGUCACUAGAGACCCGUUGCCAAGGUUGGAUCACUAUCGAACGUCGGUGCGAAAAAACAAACGGCCCUCGAUUGGUGAACUGCAUGGAGACAGUGACGCUAAAGAUAAGAAACAGGAACCGGAUGCGGAAGAUACAAAGCCAUCCGGACCCCUUAUUAGGCUAGGCUGGGUCCAAGGAGUGCUGACACCAUGUCUUCUCAACAUCUGGGGAGUUAUGCUCUUCCUGCGACUCAGCUGGGUUGUAGGCGAAGCCGGAAUCUUCGACACCAUGCUGAUCAUGAUACUGUCCUAUACGGUGUGCGUAAUCACUACCCUAUCACUGUCGGCCCUGUGCACCAAUGGUCAAGUCAAAAGUGGUGGCAUAUACUACAUUAUUUCGCGAUCGUUGGGUCCGGAAUUCGGAGCCUCCGUAGGUGUGGUGUUUGCUUUUGCUAAUUCGGUCAAUGCGUCCAUGAACACGAUCGGAUUUUGCAGCUCUUUGAAUGAUCUUCUCGCUUCAAACGGAGUGAAGAUAAUAGACGGAGGUGUUAAUGAUAUUCGUAUUGUCGGAACUAUAGCGCUCUUCGUCAUGGUGGCUAUCUGUGCAAUCGGUAUGGAUUGGGAAGUAAAGGCACAGAACUUUCUACUGGCAGCGAUCCUCAUCGCUAUUGGAACGUUCGUCGUAGGAGCAGUUAUGGGUCCCACUGGCGACGUAGAUAGGGCCAAAGGUUUUCUUGGAUUCUCUACGGCUGUAGUAGCAGCCAACAUGGGACCCUUGUAUCGAUUCAGCGAGGGUAUCCAGCAAAAUUUCUUCAGUGUUUUUGCCAUAUUUUUCCCGAGUGUAACCGGAAUUCAAAGCGGUGCUAAUAUCUGCGGAGAUCUAAAAGAUCCUGCCAGUGCGAUCCCAAAAGGAACACUUCUGGCUUGUCUCGUGUCGGCAAUUUCCUACGUCGGAUUUUCCAUCAUUGCUGGUAGUGUGGCUGUUCGAGACGCAUCCGGCAAUCUAACGGAUCUGGUGGGAGUCAAUUUCACUUCUUGUGAUACAGUUCUUAACAACUGUCACUAUGGACUGAACAACGACUACUCUAUAAUGCAGCUGAUUGCUGCCUCUAGCAUACUGAUCUAUAUUGGAUGUUGGGCCGCUACACUCAGCACUGCGUUGACCAACCUUCUGUCCGUUCCUCGUCUAAUCCAAGCCCUUGGAAUCGAUCGAAUCUAUCCAGGCUUGAUAUUCUUUUCCAAAGGCUACGGAAAGCAUUCGGAACCAUAUCGUGGCUAUGUCCUUGUUUUCCUUGUCUCAUUCGCAUUCAUAAUGAUUGCUGAUCUCAACACAAUUGCUCCGCUGAUAUCGAAUUUCUUCUUAGCAUCGUACGCUUUGGUGAACUUCUGCACAUUCCACGCCGCUACGGUGAAACCGUUAGGAUGGCGCCCAACCUUCCGGUAUUAUCACCCCUGGUUGAGUAUGGCUGGAUCAGUGCUGUGUGUGGCCAUCAUGUUCCUCAUCGAUGUGGUAUCGACAUUUGCAACCAUUCUGAUCAUAUUCGUUCUGUACCUAAUGGUAACCUACCGCAAACCGGAUGUCAACUGGGGAUCAUCGACUCAAGCUGCGGCGUACAAAUCAGCCCUGAAUUCCGCCCUCAAUCUGGAACAAGUAGGAGAUCACGUUAAGAACUACAACCCACAGUUGUUGGUUCUUUCGGGUAACCCACAGCAUAGGCCAAGCUUACUGAAUUUUGCCAACUUGAUCACCAAAAAUCAGUCGUUGAUGAUCGUGGGCAACGUGGUGGAAGAGAAACUGAACUACAAACAGCGAAAGGCAUUAAUUCAAACCGGCAAGCAAGCACUGAACGAACUGAAAAUCAAAGCGUUUUACAACAUUUUAGAUGGUCUUCCAUUUGAUGAAAAUGUUCGAGCAAUGAUUCAAUCUUCAGGUUUCGGUCGUCUAACACCAAACAUCCUGAUGAUCGGGUACAAGGAGGAUUGGCGAAGAUGCGGCUAUGAACAACUUCAUUCCUAUUAUAACGUUCUACACAACGCGUUUGAUAACCGAUUGGCACUGGCCAUUCUUCGACUUCCGAACGGGCUUGAUUGCUCGCAUAUGGUUUCAUCGAACCCUGCGAUGGAUCUGGCCGAUUCCGCACUGAACGUCAUGUCAACAAUGGCACUCAGCAAUACACCGGACAGACGGCGAAUCCAGAAAGGAGGGCUGCCGGUCAACUCAAACUUGGAUCUUAGCGAAAUAACAGCGAGCAACGAGCAGAUCAGUGUGAACGUUCCAAACGAAGCACAAGGACCAGUCUCCAACUCCGCUGAACUAACCAAAGAGCUAAGCAUGUUCCGAGAAAAACAACCGGCAGGUUACAUCGAUGUAUGGUGGCUGUACGAUGACGGUGGCCUCACAGUUCUGCUGCCGUACAUCAUUUCCACUCGGUCAAAGUGGUCCGAAUGUAAAAUACGAGUAUUCGCCCUUGCCAGUAAGCUGAGUAAAAUUGAGGAAGAACGCGCAAACAUGACAAUUUUGCUUGAAAAACUUCGCAUCAACUACGUAUCGCUGAUUAUGGUCACCCUAUCGGACAAACCGCAAGAAGCUACAAUCCACGCCCACCGGUCGCUGCUCGGUACCCUGAUGGAUGGAGAGGGAGCGAAUGUGUUCAUCAGCGCAUCUGAGCAGGUCCAACUGGAGGAGAAAACCAAUCGCCAGCUGCGACUCCGGGAACUGCUUCAGCAGCACUCCAAGAACGCUGCACUUAUCGUGCUUUCCAUGCCCGUACCACGAAAGGGAAUCGUAUCCGCCCCACUCUAUAUGUCGUGGCUGGAAAUGCUUACUAAGGAUAUGCCGCCGUUCUUACUUGUCAGGGGUAACCAAACAUCAGUGCUUACAUUCUAUUCUUAGGUCACUCAUCUCAAAACAUGAAUGGUCUCAUGAAGAUAACGAAAACAAUUGACUAUGCCUCGUACAGAUGAUAAUAAUGAAAAUACUCCAACCAAAUAUAGAUACAUAUACAUGC